Molecule: messenger RNA, 3361 nt
Organism: Thunnus maccoyii (southern bluefin tuna)
Lineage: Eukaryota; Metazoa; Chordata; Actinopteri; Scombriformes; Scombridae
Gene: mfsd8l1
Product: major facilitator superfamily domain containing 8-like 1
Exons: 12
Coding region: 366-1871 (501 amino acids)
Biological process (GO): transmembrane transport
Molecular function (GO): transmembrane transporter activity
Source: RefSeq, a predicted model, not a curated record
GAAGUGAUGUAUGUCGGAUUAAAGUGCGCAGGAGCAUCCCGGGUCUGUUUGGUUGCGCAAUCUUGCAGGUCGAGUCUGGUUACCUGCGAGUUUGCUACGCUUUACAGAUCCAAACUGUUGCCGUGCACCUUCACUGUUGACAUACGCGGAACAAUUCGCAUUUCUACAGCAUUUUAAGUAUUUCUCACGCUGGUUGCAGACAGGCUUGGUAACAUGUCUCUGCAUUCAGCUCUAAUUGGAAGCACUGCACUCGGGAUUAUGUCCACUGUGGUGUUUUGCAGAGAGACUAGAAUGGAAACUUAUCUUGAAGAAUAAUGAAGGUGACCAAUCGAAGUAUAGAAAGAACAUUAUAGCAGCAACACACGAUGGAUACUCGACGGAAAAAGAAGUUAACAUUUUUCACCAUUGGACUCAUCUUUCUUCUAAGCGGUAUAGAAUAUGCUGUGAUAUUGCCAACAAUAUGGAGGUACUUGCAGACUUUAAAUGCAGCACCUUACUUCUUGGGUUUGGCUCUAUCAGCAUUCAGCCUGAGUGGUCUCCUCACAGGACCGCUGUUUGGUCACUGGUCUGACAGAACACGAACCACCAAGAAGAUCAUCUUGUUUGCCAACGUUUUUGAGAUAGUUGGUAAUUUCAUGUACUUCAUGGGCUACUCCAAGUGGCUCUUACUGUCAAGCAGACUGGUGGCAGGCAUCGGCACAGGUGCUGGCUCAUCCAUCUUUGGCUUCCUGACCAGAAGCACAGCCCCAGAAGAUCGCGCCACUGUAUUUGCCGCUGUCAUGGCAUGUCGACAGGCUGGCCUUCUGAUUGGUCCAGCAUUUAACAUCUUCCUGAGGCUGUGUGAUUUCCACCUUGGUCCUUUUGUGGUCAAUAAAUAUACUGCACCAGGGUUGUUCAUGUGUCUGCUGUGGAUUCUCCUUCAACUGGCUGUGGUCUUCAUGUACUGGGACCUACCACCUCUGGAGAGAGGGAAGGCCAAGGAGAGUUCGACAAGCAAGAGCAAGGAGAUGGAGAACAAGCAAGGACUUAUGGAAGAUGAGGAAGAGGGUGAUGAUGAGGGAAAGCCACUAAUGGCGUCCCAGGAGCUGGCGGGUUCCUAUGGCUCAGUGGUGACACCCAACCCAACCAGGAACCACACCUCUGCUGCCCCCCAUGCGAUACUGAAUGAUGUCUCGAUGCCUUCUUCUCCCGUGCCACCAGAGUCCCACGAGCCCCCCAGCCACUUUAAGAAUUUCAGCGUAACCCGAGAGUUCCUGAGAGAAGAGGUGGUUGUGCUGCUGGCUGCUCAGUUCAUCACCCUCUUCAAUCAGACAGCACUGGAGACCAUGGUGACUCCACUGACUCAGAAGUACUUCAACUAUGGGGAGCUGGAAAACAGCGUUAUGUAUUGUCUCUGCGGUGUGGAGGUGAUCGCUGGCUUCGUGUUUGUGCGCUGGCUGAGUCAGCGUGUUGCUGAGCGGGUGGUUCUGGCCAUCGGCCUCAUCAUCUGCAACAUCUCCUGUAUCUGGUGCCUCAUCUUCCUGGCUAACCCACUGGGUGGUUUUCCAUGGCAGCUGACAGAGUUCAUCAUUGGGGUGUUUUUGCAGGUUUUGGGGUUGCCAUUUGUAGCUGUGGCCCAGGUUUCCCUCUUCUCCAAAGUCACUGCAGAGAGAACACAAGGUUUCAGUCAGGGAGUACGUCGCUCAGUUGGCGGUCUAGCUACCAUCCUGGGCCCUCUGUGGGCUGGUGGCCUUACUGGGAACAUGUAUAUCAUGAUGGGAGUAAUGAUGGCACUCCUGGCAUUGCUAACAAUGAUGCUGGCUUUCUCAUAUGACCGACUGGUUGAACCUGCUGCAGAGGAGGAAGAAGAAAGCCCAGAGAACUCCGGUUAAUCCAGCUGGAGAAGUGGAUAUGAAAGAGUACAGUGGGAGGUUCCCGCCUCACAGACCCUCCACAGUCCCACUCCGUGCUUUGGGACCAACGUGCAGGGUGAUAAUACACACCAACAGCACACACCUCACGAGUGCUUCCCUAAAGCUUGGACUCGUCAGUUUUGUACACAGAGGCUGAUGAAAGUACUGAUUUGGUGUAUUUGUAUAUUUCCCAUGGAAAUAUGGAAUCGUGCUGACACUGCAUGUGUCCAAGCGUUGGAUGAAAAUUGUUUCCAUCCAUUUGUGUUUUGCACUAAGUACCAGCGAGGUGCAUCACACAUUCUGCGUGUGUUUCAGCACAUGCAAUAUAACACUUAUUGUUAAAUUAACAUGCCAAAUUGUUUAUUAAAUGGUUUAUUAAAGGUUUAGCUGACUUAUGUCCUUGUGCUGUAGGACAAUUGGCCUUGAAGAAAUAUGAUUUCAGUCAUAUUCACAUUUAUAUUCACAUCCAUUUUAUUUACAUCUGAUAUAACAAAGGUUCUCCCUGAACACAGCUAAACAAUUGCAAUAACUUUAUUUUCAUUGCAAAUUGCAUAAAUUAAUUUAAAUGCUGAACUAUAUAUUUUGUGAAUUAAUUCAGGGUGGCUGCUACCAUUCAAUCAGUGUGUUGAGUGUCUAAAAGAACUGCUAACUCUAAGAAUUGAAUUAAUCUGGGUUUUAAGUGAAAGUUUUUCAUCCCGUGGUGAUAAAAAUGCUGUUUCAAAGGUUUCACAGGGCUUAUCCCAACCAUACAAGCAAUGCAAUUCUCAGGGAAAUGCUCAGUACCUGUAGUUUUUCAUGUGAAAAUGGUCCUAGGUUAGAUGGUUAGAUAUUAAAUUUCACAAUAUCACCUGAAAGUAUAACUUAAAAAACUUUUUGAUGAAAGUGGCUAUUUAAACUUUUAAACUUCUGGGCGUAGAGGAGAUUAAAUAAUAAAAUGUGUCUUGCUUUGCUUUGCUUUGAAAAGAGCAGAGCGAUUAAAAAAAAAAAAAAAUUCUGUUUGAUGCUGGUGUAGUACAUAUUUUCAACACUGGUGGGCACUCUUAGUCUUUCUUCUGAAGUAUAUCAUUGCCAUUACUGAGCCUAAUGUUUAGUAUGUAAUCUCAGUCAUCCAGAAAACUCCAUAAGGUCAAGUGCAGUGUUACAAAAAUAUUUAAAAAAUCUGCUUUAUUGGAAACUUUAGUGCUUUCAAAGUCUUGUAGGUGUUUUAGGUUCACAGUAUGAUAGAACAUGCACAUCAACCAGUCUCAGAACAGUUAUUUGCAAAGGCUUUAACUUAUGUCUUUAUCUCUUGAAGAAUCUGUUCAGGUUUUAUACUCACAAAUCAAAAUUAUGUUGUGAACUGAGACUAUUUAUUUCCUAUUUAUUAUGCAUUUAUUUAUUAGAUAUUUUGUGGGCACCUAACAUGUACAUUAACUUUUUUUGUAUUCCUUGUCUCUAUACGGAAAAGAUAAAUCUUCCACUAUGCUUCA